Messenger RNA from Truncatella angustata, 1313 nucleotides. RefSeq names its product Alpha/Beta hydrolase protein. The record is from RefSeq and is a predicted model, not a curated record. The coding region runs from base 86 to 850 and encodes 254 amino acids. NCBI's taxonomy places the organism in Eukaryota, Fungi, Ascomycota, Sordariomycetes, Amphisphaeriales, Sporocadaceae. The transcript has a single exon.
UUCUCAAUCUUGGCACUCUUUAGCAACCUUGAUCCUCAUUGGCGAAUCCAAACUGUAUGAAAACUGUAUCUGAUUUAGGUACCCAAUGAAAGACCUUUACGGCGGCGCCACCCUCUUGGGUGACUCAGCAAGUACAUACCCGUUGAUCAUAUGUUUCCAUGGGUCGGGUGAUUCCUGUGCGUCUUGGGGCGCUCUAACACAGUCCCUGAGCGGCGCAUACCGCAUUCUCGUCUGGGACCGAGGAGAUGAAAAUCUAAAGCCCAACUCAUCCGUGCAUAAAAUGCUGGAGCAUCUCAGGGAGGCUCAAUUGCCGCCGCCUUAUGUUCUUAUUGCGCACUCUUAUGGUGGCACCUUUGCGCGAGAAUUUCUGCAGCAGCGGCCGGAUGAUGUAGCUGGUAUGGUACUCGUAGAGACCGGGCAAGAAACUGCACUAGACCCCAAGGUCGAAAAACGGCAGUACAAGAAGCAGAUUCUGGGAAACAAGCCACUCGUCGUCAUUCGAGGCAACACGUUGAUCGGUACAUGGAAGCAUUAUGAGAACGCAAUUGCUGCGGCUGGCAGCGAUGCCGACAAUCCGAGUCUGAAGGCGCAGAAACAAUUGCUCGAUGCUACAGACAAGGAAGACGAACGGUUGAAGAAAGCGCAAUUGGCGCUAUCUCUGAACUAUCGCUAUGUCCACCUGCCGGAUUGUGGACAUGGAGUUGUCCAACAGAGGCCAGAUGUGGUAGCAGCGGAAGUCCGCUGGGUCAUGGAACAUCUGCCAUUAGGGAAUGGACAGUCAACACGCAACACUCCUAGCUUAUGGCGUAACGUGUCUGUUUUCUUCAGGCAAUUACACAAGCGUCCAUGAGAGGCGACUAUCCGCACAUUUGCAUGUUGCGAUGUACUGGGAAUCUGGCAGAUGUGUUAAUAUCCUGGACGUUGGCAACCAACAGUACGGUGUUGGGCCGAAACGUGAUAGUGUCAACAACACCAUGGUUCAGUUGAAUUGGCCAGAAACACAGCAGUGGGAACGCAGCAAAGUAGUAAACAUCAGACACACCAUGAAAAAUGUCUCCUGGGGGCAAGAAAUUGGCAUGUCCAGCUUAAUAUUGUCCCCCAACAAUAUUACGUACAGGUAGUCGCCUUCCUGGCUGACAAGACUGUCCUUGAGAUGCGUUUGUUAUUGCCCCAUACGACUCAACCUCAACUCGGAGACUAUGAAGCACCACCGCUAUUCGUAUCAUUGCAAGCAUUGCACCUGGAUUAGGGUUUCAUUAUGUUGCUAGUCCGCUACGGAUCAUAUAAACUACUAAUUAUUAAUUGUUAAUAUG